GGGCAAUCCAGAUUAAAGUCCCCAAUCCACUCCUUUUGUGCUGCAGAAGUUAACGAUGGCGGUUCUCGAAGCUGCUCUCUCCAUCCUCUCCUUCUCUUCUUCUUCAUCCUCAAAACCUCAUCUCUUCUCUAGGCAAACUAAACCCACCUCCUUAAGUAUUCAAAUUUGCAGUAACCUCACUUUCUUCUUCCCUCUCACUCUCAGUACUCCUCUUCGCGCCGGCGGUGAUAACUCUCGGCGAUUCGUCUCCGUAUUCUCUUCCGUCACGGAGGAAGAAGCAUCUCCUCCGACCGAGGAAACCCAGAAGGAGAAUCUCAAAAGGAAGCUCUUUGUAUUCAAUCUCCCUUGGUCCAUGAGUGUCAACGACAUUUCCCAGCUCUUCGGACAAUGCGGGACUGUCUUCAGCGUCGAGAUCAUAAAGCAAAAAGAUGGGAAGAACAGAGGUUUCGCUUUCGUGACAAUGUCUUCUGGAGAAGAAGCUCAAUCCGCUGUUGACAAGUUCGAUUCUUUCCAAGUCUCAGGGAGGAUCAUACGAGUAAACUUUGCAAAAAGGUUCAAGAAGCCUACCGUGAAACCUCCUAACGCUCUUCCUCCUUCUACUCAAGAAACUCGUCACAAACUCUACGUGUCUAACCUCGCUUGGAAAGCGAGAUCAACCCAUCUCCGUGAGUUCUUCACUGCUGCAGACUUCAACCUUGUUUCAGCUCGUGUUGUUUUCGCAGACCCUGGAGGAAGAGCUUCUGGCUAUGGCUUUGUCUCGUUCCCUACUAGAGAAGAAGCUGAGGAUGCAAUCUCUAAAUUGGACGGGAAGGAGCUAAUGGGCAGACCCAUCAGUCUAAAGUUUAGCUUGAGAAGCGCUGGUGAAUCUGAAGAUAGUAACACAAUAGAAGACAACAAUACUUCUGAAGAAGAACCUGAAGAUGGUGAUGACACAAUAGAAGCCUCUGAAGAAAAACCUGUGGAGUGAUGACUCUUAUUCUUUCUCAGUUUAUUCUUCACUACACAUCUUUAUUACAAGUUUUUGAAUAUCUACUGCUAUCAAGAACACACAAAAAAUAGAAAUUUAUUCGCAAACUAGACUUCAAAUAAUGCUAAUUGUAAUGA
This is a messenger RNA of Brassica oleracea var. oleracea, 1104 nucleotides long. Its product is annotated as 28 kDa ribonucleoprotein, chloroplastic. The transcript is spliced from 4 exons. Gene Ontology annotation, molecular function: mRNA binding. NCBI's taxonomy places the organism in Eukaryota, Viridiplantae, Streptophyta, Magnoliopsida, Brassicales, Brassicaceae. Bases 56 to 967 code for a protein of 303 amino acids. The record is from RefSeq and is a predicted model, not a curated record. Gene Ontology annotation, cellular component: cytosol.